AAUCACACCCAAAAUGGCGACAGACACAAAGUUCCAGGGCUGGCUCGGAAAGGACAAAGACUCCGUCGAUGGCAAGAUGCAGUGGGGCGACUUCGAGCCUAAGAAGUGGACUGAGGACGACGUCGACAUCAAAAUCGACUGCUGCGGUAUCUGUGGCUCAGACUUGCACACGCUCAAGUCUGGCUGGAGUCCAACCCCAUACCCCUGCGUUGUUGGUCACGAAAUCAUCGGCAAGGCGGUCAAGGUCGGAAAGAACGUCAAACAUGUAAAGGAGGGUGACCGCGUCGGUGUCGGCGCUCAGGCUCGCUCUUGCCUGCAAAAAGAUUGUCCAGACUGCUCUCAGGGCGUGGAGAACCACUGUAGCCGCGGCCUCGUUGGCACGUAUGGCUCUGUGUACCCUGGUGAUGAGGGCAAGUCAUAUGGUGGCUACGCAACACACAACCGCACGCACAACCGCUUCGUCUUCAACAUCCCCGACGGUCUUGACUCCGCUGAUGCGGCGCCUAUGCUGUGUGGUGGAAUCACUGUUUACUCACCAUUGAAGAACUAUGGCUGCGGCCCUGGCAAGACUGUCGGUAUCGUUGGUGUCGGCGGUCUAGGCCACUUUGGUGUCCUUUUCGCCAAGGCUCUCGGAGCUGACAAGGUCGUUGGUAUCUCAAGAAAAGCAGAGAAGCGCGACGAUGUGCUUAAGCUUGGUGCGGAUCAAUACAUUUCCACCGACGAGGAUAAAGACUGGGCCAAGCACAACAAGCAGACUCUUGACUUGAUUGUCUGCACGGUUUCAAGCGAAAAGAUGCCUCUGAACGAAUACUUGAGUCUGUUGAAGACCAAGGGCACGUUCAUCCAGGUUGGUGCUCCUGAUGGCGGCAACCUCCCGCCCAUCAACGCCUUCACUCUCAUCGGCACCGGAAUCAAGGUCGGCGGAUCUGCCAUCGGUUCGCCCGAUGAGAUCGCAGAGAUGCUCCAGCUUGCCGCUGACAAGAAGGUCAAGCCGUGGAUCCAGAAGCGUAGCAUGAAGGAGGCGAACCAGGCUGUCCUCGAUAUGGUUGAUGGAAAGGCGAGGUACAGGUAUGUUUUGGAGAAUUAG
Messenger RNA from Parastagonospora nodorum SN15, 1087 nucleotides. RefSeq lists its product as hypothetical. Gene Ontology annotation, molecular function: alcohol dehydrogenase (NADP+) activity; zinc ion binding. The record is from RefSeq and is a predicted model, not a curated record. The coding region runs from base 14 to 1087 and encodes 357 amino acids. The transcript is spliced from 3 exons. Gene Ontology annotation, biological process: alcohol metabolic process. NCBI's taxonomy places the organism in Eukaryota, Fungi, Ascomycota, Dothideomycetes, Pleosporales, Phaeosphaeriaceae.